UUUUGCGCAGUUUCUAUGAGUUAUGCUAGAGAGGAUGGUUCGAAAGCAACAUUCGAGAGAGACGAGCUUAAUGACUUGCGGAGUAGAGCUUUACUGAUGGUCAACUCUAGAGUGUCUCAUCAAACCGAGGGUCCAGAAGGAGAAAAGAGAGAGAAUAUGUCCAGCCUACUUCAGAAAUUCAUUUGUUGUGUAGACGAAGCUAAUGAGAUCGUUGAGCUUUGCUCAGGACUAGCAAAUGCGGGUCACUACCAUUUCAAGAGCUUUCAAGAAGAUGUGUCUGGUGUAGAAAGCCUUCUGCUCCUAAAGCAGGAUUUGAAGACAGAAUACUCUCAGUGGAAAAAACUUCUUGAAAAAGGCAGGCAGGAGCACUUCUUCUUGAACUUCUACCACUCGAAGCAGCUAUGGAUGCUUGACCAGUAUUUCAGGGGUGAGAUUGAUAACAAUGCCGACAUUGUUAAUCUUUUUCACUACGUGAGCCCUGAAAUAAGUGUGGACAGUGAAUUAAUACAGCAUUAUGAAGAACCGGAAGACACUGUAAAUGCCGAGGCUCGGCUAUUCCAGACAGGCAAAGCUUUGGAUAAGAUCUUUUCCAACUUACUGUGUGAGCCAAGAGAUAUAAAAUGCCUGAAACCGAGCCUUAAAGCUUCCGUUGACAACACAGUUCAACCUGGUAACGUGUACGUAGCGGAGUUAGACACUAAGAGCACAAAGUCCAUUCCAGUCCUAAUGACUUUGCUACAGAGCACAACAGGGAAGUACCCUCUGGCAAACCAAGUUUUAUUUUGCCACCCAGAGACUAGUUGGAAAGAAGUUUAUCUCCUGCUGCAAAGAUGUCGUAAAGCAUCACAGAGAAAGUCUCAUGACCUAUAUGCACUCAUCAACGUCGAGCAACUGACAACUGAAGUGCAGUUAAUGUUGGUGGAUGAAGUGAAGGAACUCCAGCAGAAUGACAGAUCCUUUCUGCUAGCUAUCAUCUGUCGAGGAGGAUGCCACCACCAUAUCAUUGACCAGUUUUCUCCUCACUUCACCCAUCAAAUUCAAGGGAUGACUGCUAAUGAGAUGAGAGACUGUUUAGAGCAAGGAUGGCCAAAUGUGGAAGUAAUUACAUCUGAAGUGCCUGGCCUUGGGAAGUCAGAAUACGUAGCUUGUAAGGCAGCAGAGAAGAAGAAAAAUGCCAUUGCGUUUGAAGUUGGAGGUCCCUUGACGAAGAUAAGCCUGGUGCAGCAGCUACUUCAGAAAUCUCCUGCUGACUUUCAAGUGCUUCACAUCGAUGUGAGAUCCACCUCGGACGCGAGUCUGGUUGAUUCUUUCAUUUUUGAGCUCCUGGUUGUUGGAAUGGUUGUCGCAGGUACCCAUUUGUGUGAGUUGAAUUGCAAUGAAGUCUUCAUCGAAAUUGCAAACACUCAUAAGCACCACCUCCGUGACUCUCUGAUUAACUGCUGUAACUUCAAAAGGAAACACAUAGAAUGGGACAAUUACAGCAGUUUUCUGGUGAGUCGGGAGGCCAACAGCCCUGUUCAGGUAGUUUGCCACUACUUGAAAGCAGUCAAAGAUGGGACACUUGAUUCAAAGGAAAUAUUUUUUACGGGGUCUUUGAAGGACAAAAUCCUCUCAGAUGAUCAGUGCAGGAAGCUUCUUGUAGACAGUUUCUCACCAACCUCAAAAAUGUCAUUUACCAUCGUGAACAUGUUUCUGAGUGCCCUUGCUACAGAACUGAAGAAAAUGUCAGCUUCUCACUAUUUCACCACUGAAGCUCUCCGGGAUAUGCUGGGGCCAGGUCCACAUGUAGUACGAUCUGAUCUUUUCAAGGCCCUCGAUGCUGUGGCCCGAGAGUUUUCAUCAAGAUCAGUCGAGACCAGUGGGACACAACUGCUGACUGGCAGAGAUGCAGUUCGUGCCUUAAGUGACCAUCAACAGGGUGCCACUGUAACGGCAGAGAAAAUGGUAGAACGGGUAAAAGGCAUGGUUCAGUGGGCAGAUAGUAACCAUCUGAUGGUAAUUUUUAACCAACAAGACACACAGACUUGUUCAACCCUCUAUCGGUUGCUCAGCCAAGUGCCCGACAGUGUCAAAAACUUGUUUGAAAACCAGCUCGACAACAAACUUCCGGACUACCAACUUAUGUCACAAGAUCAACUGCAACAAGUUCUGGAACGAAUAUGCAGAACUACCCGUGAUGAGUUUGACAAGAGCAAUCUCGGCCACUUAAAAACUAUGUAUGCUCUUACCCCUGACAACAUGAUGAAGAUGGUGUUGAUUCAUAUGCGGGUAAAGUCACGAGUCCCCGUGGUCAUCAUGGGUGAAACGGGAUGCGGUAAGACUACCCUCAUCACAUAUCUAGCAAAGAUCUGUGAGGUUCCUUUCUAUGUGCAGAAUUUCCACGCCGGCAUCGGUAAGGACACAAUAACUGAAUUCGUCAAUAAAAUGCAAAAACAUGCUGAGGCUAACCUUGAUCAGCAGAUCUGGUGUUUUCUAGAUGAAAUCAAUACUUGCGAUCACCUUGGAUUACUAAGUGAGAUUAUCUGCCAUCAAAGCUGUCUUGGCAAACAGCUGCCUCACAAUUUGGUAUUCCUUGCAGCCUGCAAUCCAUAUUCACUGCGAACAGGAAAGUUAAGCACGUCAGGGUUAACUGAAAAGCUAGUCUUGGAUGAGCAGUCCAAGUUAGUGUACAGGGUACAUCCCCUUCCAGAGGCCUUGAUGGACUAUGUAUGGGAUUAUGGAGCGCUAAAUGCAAAGGAUGAAGAAGCAUACACGCAAAGGAUGGUCAAUGACGUCAGGGAGGAUUUGAUACCUCUUUUUGUUGACCUGUUGAUAAUGUCGCAAAAUUUCAUCAAGAGUAACAUGGAAAACAGGUACUGUGUGAGCCUUCGUGACAUAAAUCGAUGCAAACACCUAGCAAAAUGGAUGACAGGCAUGCUAAAUGAAAAGGGCCUCGCCAGACUUCAUCCUUCAAACCAAGUCUUCAAAGGAGACUCGUUUAUCAGAGCUAUUGUCCUUGCACUGGCUCACUGCUAUCAUUCAAGGUUGUCAUCAGCUGACGACAGAAAGAAAUACAGAGAAGAAGUGGCCAAGCGCUUUCAAAACAAACAUCACGAUGUCCAUGAAGAACACAUUGAAGAAGUUAUCAAGAACGAACAACUUGAUAUCCUCAACAGAAUGGAGCUUCAAGAGGGUAUAGCCAAGAAUGAGGCACUACGAGAGAAUGUCUUUGUUGUACUUAUUUCCAUCCUGAACAGGAUACCGGUGUUUUUGGUAGGAAAACCCGGUUGUAGCAAGUCACUCUCAAUGCAGCUUAUCCGCAGCAAUCUAAGGGGACCUGAUUCAAGGGAUGCCUUCUUCAAGAAACUGCCUGCCGUCUAUGUUGUUUCCUAUCAAGGAUCUGAAUCAUCAACAUCUGAAGGCAUCAUAAAGGUCUUUGAAAAGGCAAAACGAUACAAAGAGCAUAAUCCAGACAUCAUACCAGUUGUCCUUCUGGAUGAAAUUGGCCUGGCAGAAAAGUCAUCCUUCAAUCCACUCAAGGUCCUCCAUAGCUUGCUGGAACCUAGUACAGGUGACUUUCCUGAGAUGGCUGUAGUUGGUAUAUCUAACUGGGCCCUUGAUGCUGCAAAAAUGAACCGUGCUGUCCACCUGUCCCGGCCCGAACCAAACGAAAAUGAUCUAUUCGAGACAGCAAAGUCGAUUCGAGAUGAAGGCGUGCAGCGUAGAGGCACCAAGACUGAUAGUACGCAUGUAGAUAAAGAUGACCAACAGUUGAAAAAGCUUGCCAAAGCAUACCACGAGUACCAGAAUUGUCAGUCGCAUGCAAACUUUCAUGGUUUGAGAGAUUACUAUUCUCUAAUCAAAAGUGUGGCAAUGCCGACAGGCACACAAGGAGUUCUAAGCUCAUUAGAAAGUGGACUCCGUCGAAACUUUGGAGGCAUUCGAUCUGAUAUGGCAAGUAUCAUGAACAACUUCAUGGAAGCACUGGGUGUAGGGCUUAAUCCCGAGAGAAGUCCAUCAGCUUUGGACCUUAUCAGAGACAAUCUUGAGGACAGACAUGCUCGCCAUCUCAUGCUGAUAACGAGUGGAGACUCUGCCUUGAGCAUCAUUGAAAGAGUUUUGUAUGAGCUGAACAAAAAGCCUAUCAUUCUCCUUGGAAGCAGAUUUGACGAUGACAUAUCUGAAGAAUACAACUACCGCAUCCUGAGCAAGAUCAUCCUGUGCAUGGAAGAAGGCUACAUUCUUGUUCUCCGGGACUUGGAAAAUGUGUACAGCAGCUUGUACGAUAUGCUGAAUCAGAAUUACACUCUUGUGGGGAAGAAACGACACUGCCGUGUGGCACUGGGGGCCCACAGCAAUCCAAUGUGCCAGGUGCACAAGAAUUUUCGUUGCAUUGUCAUCAUUGACCAACAGAAUGUUGACUACUCAGAUCCUCCUCUGUUGAACAGAUUUGAGAAACAGGCACUCACAUUUAUGGAUAUAGUUGACGAUACGCAGAAACGAGCGAUCGACACUCUUCAUAAGUGGGUUGAGGACAUCUCCACAAUUGAAGAAAUGCAGUUUACUCCAGAUCAAGCUUUCUUGGGUUAUCACAGUGAUACCCUUCCCUCUCUUGUAGCUUUUCGCUGCCAACAGAUAAACACCGAGAACAUGGACUUCAGAGACAUUGCAGAUAUCUGCAAGCAGGAUCUCCUGCAAAUAGCGACAGCUGAUGCCAUUCUUAGAGCAUCAAAGUCCCGCUUGGCACUUGAAGCACAAGAUGAGGUACAAUACAUUCAAACGAAUUAUCUUGGGCUUCCUCUGAAUGGUGGACUGAAGUAUUUCCUUCAACAUGCUCUCUUUGACAAAGGCCCUUUUGCAUCAGUCGUGGAUGGUGAGUUCCAAAUGCGUCCAUGUAAAUUAAUAGUGUAUACCUACUGCACUAUCCAUGUUGACCUGGCCUCCUGUGUUGAUGGACUCUUGAAGAUGCACCCUGCAAAACUGAGCCAAUUCAAAUCGGAGAGGCAGUUAACAGAAGCACUUCAACGAUUCAAUGAAAGUGAAGAUGAGAUAUUUGUUCUUCAGUGCAAAACAUCUCUUGAUGCACAACACAUGCUUCUAGCCAAAUGUCAAAUCGACAAGAGUUUAGAGGAGUACACCAAAGCAAAGUCUCCUAAUGGACCAAAGUACGCCUGCAUGAUUGUGCAUGUAGAAAGGGAUCAGAAUGUCGGGGGAAUGACCAUCAACUUUCCGUGGCAGUUCAACUUCUUAUGUGGUUGGCAACAAGUAACACUUGAUUCACUCGAGCAACCAGAGCUUCAGAUCAAGGAAGUCAUCCGGAUGUCCAUCUCUGAUAUCUGUGCCAAGUUGGUUGACAUUGAAUCGGUCAUAAAGGACAAACUUCUGUGGUGUUUCUCUUGCAUCUCAUACAAUCAUCAGUCUCGACCUGUAGAUGAGAUCCUCCAGUUAAUUGGAAGGAUUGUCAAAUGUCCUGAGCUACUUCAAUGCUUCUCCAGAAAAAUCUUAAACGACAUCAAGGAAAAUGUUAUUCAUGAGUUCUGCAUUGUCAAAACAAGCUGGCAGGUUGCUGUUGCAUGUGAACAUGAACUACUGUUUGAGUGCGCCAGUUUUAUCCAUGCUUUGAUUGAGCACGUAAAAAGAAGAAUCAGCAAGCCUCUCUUUAAGAUCGUGUUCUUUCUCGAGGAAAACAAUGCAUGGAGCAGCUUCUUGGACCAAGAGGAGUGUCAAAGCAUCUGGGAAACCAUGAUUAUGAAUCCGUCAGUUUGUGAUGUCCAGUCAGCCUCUCUUCCAGAUCCAAAAGGGGUUGAAUCAUGUAAGGUUGAGUCUCUGCCACCGGCUCUCUAUUUCCCAUUUUUCAAUAAGCUGUACACCAUUGUUGAGAAUCACAUGAUGUGCCUCCGAACAGAAGCAGAGGCAAAACUUGUUGCAGAGCAAUCUCGAAGUAAUUCGAAUGAGAUGACUAGGAAUCUCACAAACAUUUUGAACAACAAACUUCCAGAUGCUAUAACGUAUGAUGUGUCACGGGUUGUUGACGAUGAGUUCUUGCUACAGCACAUCAACUUAUAUCUGGGUGACCUAUGUAAUGUCUUCUCUGGCAUGUAUGCCGGCCUCAUGCCACAAGAGAUGCGUAUCAGUGUUACCAAGCUGCUUGUACAGUAUCAAGUUUCCGGACUGGGUAAGGUUUCUUCAGCAAAGGAAGAGCUCUCGAAAUGGCACAUCGCACUAUUCAUGAAUUCUGAGCUGUUGGCCUCUGAGCUCCAGCUUUUACACAUUUACUAUCAGGCUACUGGUAAUGAUGCCAAGGAGCUUCUUCAGACAGUAACUGAUACCCAUGACGAGGGGGAUGGAGUUGACUUCGUGGGUCUCAAGAAUGCCAUGGUUUCUGAUGGAGAGGGUGACACAUCGGAGGAGUUUGUACAUGCAAAUGACGAAAUUCCAGAUGAACCUGAAUCUGAAACUGAAUCCUUUGUGUCAGCCCUUGAAAGUUACUAUGGGGAAUCAGACGACAGUGCAUCUCUUCAAGAGGAGACCGAUCAAGAAGGCACGUUAAAGUUUCAACUGGUCUCAUCUAUAUGCAAAUCUUUGCUCCCAAACAGAAGUCUUCUGGAAAAAUUCAAAGGUCAGGAAGUAUGGGUUCGAUUUGUCAACAACAUUUUAUUAGCAGCAGCAAGUAUUGAGGUCAGACCCAAGGAACUCCUUUACUUACACCUCUGCAAAGAUUUUGUCAACUUGCUGGCCUUGCCAAGUGGUCUUCCUGAUCAAUAUCUGGCCAGACUUGGUGAGCUGAUUGCUGUCCCCGAGAACGAGAAUGUUUUGGACCGCAAAACCAUUCUAGAUUUCGUAUCAGAGACCAUCAAAUUCAUCCGGCUCGGGGAAAGCAGCAGAAAGCUAGAUACAACCAAACUGCACUUAUUUAUGUCCAAGUAUUUUGGUCGUUGCAUCAGUGCUAAUGCUGGAACUCCCUUAAUGGAGGACAUCUGCAGAUCUCUGGUCACUGAUGAUGAGCGUCUAAUUGAAGGAUCACGGUUGGUGAUGUGGCGUAUCAUAGAAAGUGAAAUUGAUGAUACAGAAGAAGAUACUGUGUACAAGGAAGUUAUUUGUGAGGGCCUGGAUCAGCAUAGACAUUCGGCCAACCUCGUGAUUUUAGACGAACUGCUCCGAACCCAACCAGAUGGGUUCAGUUCUCAUCUUGCAACCCUCUGUUGUGAUUUGAUUGGAGAACUGGGCUUCUGUAACCUAACUAGUCAUACACUUAUGGAAAAUCUGACUGGGACCGUGGCCACAUCUGUCACCGCAAGCCGAGUCGCUGAUACCUCCAAUGAAUGUUCUCUCCAAGCUCUAUGUGCAUUGGCCUUUCUGAACAAGCUGUUUCAUGUUUGUGCAGAGAUUUUCACGGACAGCAGCCGCCCUGAGAACUUUCAUCAAAGUGAUGAGACCAAGCUUUCCCUUAUUAGCGAACUCAGAAGUUUAACCAAGUUCUUAGACAGCAGUGAAAAGCCAAUCGAUGUUCAGAGAUGGAUUUUGAGAUAUAUGUCACGCAAGGACCUCACACUGAGUAACUUGAGAGGAAUUGUGUUUUCUCUCUCCAGUUCAGGGGUGUUCUUCCAAAGGAUCAACUGCAAAAGUCUUUUUGACCCACUCACUGGUUAUAGUCCAGUAAAUUAUUUGGAACUGUACACAGAUGUGAGAAAUGCCUUUGCAGUACUGAAAGAUCAACGUAAUAAAGGCCAGAUGAAGACUGUGAUCUGUAACCUACAGUCCUCCUCAAAACACCGCCUUGCACUUACGGCAGUCCUCAUUGAUUACUGCUUUCUGGUUGCAACAACAAGAGAUCUCAGUGACUCAGAGAAGUCUGAUGCUCAGUGGAUUGUGAAACAAAUUGAAGGCACAAGCCUUCAUAAAACAGCAUGGUAUUACAUCCUGAGAGGUAUUUCAGGGGUGUCGGACUUCAACAGAAAACUACGUCUCUCCAAGAAAUCAGAAAUCCAGGACAUCCAACUGACUUUGGUGCUGACGCAUCUUGCCACUGUCAUACUUGGUCAACUGCAGCCAGGUGAUAAAGAGAGUGCCUUCCAACAGCUGUUUUCAUCAGGAGCUGUAUCCAACAAAGAGAUGUUUUUCCCAGCUGCAGAGAAGCAUCCAACUGAAACCGUAUGCACCAGAACAGCAACAUGCUAUUGUGGUCUUUAUUAUGUACAGGAUAUGCAGCACCAACAGCAGCAGAAGUGUCCCACUUGUGGUGAUGCAAUAUUUAGGACUGCCCUUGGUGAUGAGAAUGGGUCGAGGCAACAGACCCAAGUUCUAAGUGGAUACAAUUAUUCUCCUGUGCGAUCGUUGUGGAAUAAGCUGAUGGAUACCAGGGAAUUGUCAAUCGCAUCACAAUUGGUCAUUGACUUCAUGGUUCAUGGAUGUCUCUACAUUGCAUCUGAAAUCUUCCCUGAUGAAUUCCAAAAGGUCCCCUUUUGUCAGGGUAAUAACGUGGAGGCCAGAUUGGCAGAGCUGUGGUCCAUUUUACCUGUGGUAUUCAGAGCUAACAUCCAAGAUACAUCUGUGUUACUUCACUGCAUCGUGAAAGAGGCAUCCCCGGUCCUGGUAUCUAAAGAGUACACAGGUGCCUCACCUUCUGAAAGAGAUCACCAAGAGAUGCAGAUACACAAUGUAGUUGAGAAGGUGCUUCAAAAUUCAACACGUGCCAAACGGCAAUUUUUGGAAAAUUCAUACAAAGCAUCUGAUAUUUCAGCUGAAUCCAUCUGUCCCAUACUCAAUGAACUGGACAACACCGACAGCAGCACAAGCAAGCUUAUACAGAGAUUGAGUCGUUAUAAACGCGAGCCAUCACUCGAAGACCUCCGAGCAUGUUUCUGUGAUCACAGUAGCCACAAUUCAAGACAUUUUCCCUUCCUCCAUCUUGUGCUCUCUCGACACAGUUGUUUGAAGUAUAUUGUCUUCCUUCCAACCUUACUGAGUUGGAAUUUGCUGGUUAGUAGUUACUUGAGCCAGAAGAGAGCUCCACGGAAAUAUGGUAACAAAUCCAUCAGGACCUUGAUAGAUGCUGAGCCAAAAAUGUCAGAACCUUGGUCAACGUUUAUGACUGCAUUCAAUGAUGUCUGCGCUUCAUGGACUGAACUCACUGGUGAAACCAAUCAUCCAGAUGACAUCACUCUGAAUUCUCAUAUCAAGGAGUGUCUUAUGCCUAAAACAACAGAGCAGAACACUUUGAAACGGAUGAUUAAGGCUUUACAGGAAGCUCAAAACUCAUUCUUGCGGCGGGCACUUGAGAUUGCUGCAACCACAGACUGUCCAGCUAUCAGCUUCCUUGUCAAAGACAGCCAUCUUGCUGCCGUUGCAACAAAACCUCUGAACCAGGUGAGAGAGAAGGACGUCAUUCUUCUCCCAUCUGACAGAUGUCUGUGCUAUCAUGAUGUCAAUACAGAAUACGGUCAUGGAACAGAGAUCUCCUAUGACCUGAACCAUAUUGAGAUGGAUGUGGCUUUAAAUACUGUCCUGAACAAAGUGGUUCUUACCGAUGGGAAUACUUAUGAUGGCUUUAUUUUUGCUGAUGAUUUGUUCUGUUCUGCAGCAACCAUUCUAAAAGAUGUGGCAUUCAAAGUCAGACAAGAAUCUUUGCCAAAGGAUACUGUAAAUUUGGUCAUUCAAGGAGAUAGAAAAAGACAUGGUACCUUUACAAAUGACUUACUUCAAAUGGUAGAAGUGCUGAUGGGACUUCUCAAGAGAACCAGUGGAGAUCCGGAAGCAACUUUGGAAGAUUUUGUCAACAAAUGGAAGUCAAUCAUUUCAACUGAAUCUCUUGACUUGUUAGGAUCUGUCAAACUGAAGCACAUAGUUGCUCUCUACCAGCAGUUGGAGGUUCUCUUGGCAGCGGCUGUCAUACAGACUCUUGGCAGACAACAUCGUGCAAAGCUCCCUCUGAAAUCUCAACAUGAACUUGAAAAAUUUUGUGCAGACAGUCCCCCAGAUGUUGUCACACAAUUCCGGGACAUCCUCAAGAGGUUUGUUUAUCGCUACCUCAGAGCAAGACAGGACUUUCAUCCAAACUGCAAUGAUCGGCUUCCAGAUAUUCUGGGAGGAAUGGUCGGAUAUGACAGCGUGAUCCCUCAUCUUCACAAAGAAACACAACUGUGUCACAUUGUGAGUCUUCUAGAAUUUCUCGACAAGACAAUCAAGCACAAAGAGGAAAAGGCAGUGAAGGGAAAACGUCGUGGAACGAAGAAAGCACACCUAACUGACUCAUACUGAAGGCCAGGUUGCAAAGAUAAUUAUUCUCUCCAAACUCAGAAGAAACUACCAUGCUACACACAGGUGCAGGCUGUGCAAGUGUACCACACCUUCACCUUGGAUUCAUAAUGAUACUGAAAACUGUGUAGUAUGUUACUAAAUGACGCUGCUUUAAAUGAUUUGGCCUUUUCAUUGAAAAGCAGAAACAGUUCCAUUCUGUUGAUGGCUCACUUUAAGAUAAAUAGCAUGGCAACGACAUUUAAGCAGCCAUGUUUUUGCCAAGCUUUCUGUGCUUUGUAGAGUAGUUCACUUUUUAUUUUGUUUAUUUGUUUGUAGCAACAACUUCAUGUAUUGAUGGUUACAGAUUUCUGUACCAUAAUAAGCUUAUUUAGCUAAAGACUACUUUCGGUAUCAGUAAGACAUUUAUUUCCUCUAUAAAUUUUGCCCUUUUUCCUGUAUCAUUCAUGCGAAAAAGUAAACAAUGUAUUGUAGCAAGCUGCAGGGACAUAUACAUAUAUAUACUACACUAGAGAAAACCUAAGGUAAGAAACUUGCCGUCAUCGUAAACAUAUGCAGUACUGUUGACCGCAUAUAUACAGUAUAUAGAACUUCCGUGUGUAAAGUUUUGUGUGAGUAUUUUUUUGACAUACAGUUAAUGGCAACAAAGAUUGACUUUUGAAUUGCUUAAGGGCCAUGCAGAUGAUGGCACAUUAAACAUCCACAGAAUUACAUUUAGUCUUGAUUUUAAGAAUUGGCCAUGACAAACGUCAUGCGUGGCUGAUAUUUUUCGUACGUGUAACUUUCAGUGUAAUUGUAGGAGAUGAUCACAUUCAAUAUCAUGAUAACCACAGCAUAUAACCAAGAAGUCCAAUGGAUGGCUUAUAGCUUGUGGAAGGCUCCACAUUUUUAGCGGUUACUUGUAGUUUUUUGUUUUACAAAUUAAGUAUUGUUAGAUACACCGUCUAUUGGGAGUAAUUUUUGUAGAGCCAUGCAGAUGAUGGCUGGAAGGAACUGAGAAUAAUAUGGCAUUGUUAAGUACUUUUGGGAAAAAGGGGGGGUUCACACACUCCAAACAUGCACCUAAUAUUCUUAAGUAAGUAAAUAACAGAUGAAUUAUGCUUUGAGCAUUUAAUUGCCUUGCGGACGAUGGCUUUAUCCAUGUUGGCUUGAAGUUUCUUUUACGUUAAUAAGGCUGUUUGUACAUUACUGGCCUUCCUUUUUGUCAAGUUCUUUUCAAGCCAUGCAAGUGAUGGCUGCACACAACCCUAGGUGUACAGUAUGUUUCUAAACGGUUUUUAAGCUACUCCAUAAGUAUGAAGCGAGUCAUCCGUUCUACUGUAGAUAUUUAAAAUUUGUGUAUUUAUAAAGUCACCUUCAGUGAUGUUUCUAAUUAGAUGAAUUCUGGGUGUUUUCUCAGCCAUGUUAUAGAUGGCUUUACUCAAACUACCAGGCCUUAGGUGUUAUACGAGACUUUCGAGAGCCAUGCAGAUGAUGGAUUUAUUCUUUCAGUACAUUGUUAACUCUUACAUUGAUAAAGCCAUGUAAAUUUAUUUCAGUGACAUGUUUCUGAUUUCUUCAUUGGCAAUGCGAUUGAUGGGUAUAAUAUAUAGUGUAAUGAGUAUAUGUACCAGCUCAAAGUUGCCGAAUGAGAAUUUCACGAGCCGUUUAUAUUCUGGUUUCAUUCUUUUUGGAUAUAUUUGUCAGCCAUGCAGGUGAUGGCUGUAUUCAACUCUUAAUGUAAUGUUCUGUGAGCAGCUAAAAGCCCUUGGCUGUUUUAUGAGAAUUUUAAGAGCAAUUGAUACCAUGGCUUAAACACCUUGGAUAUUUUUUGGGCCGUGCAGAUGAUUGCUACAUACAUGUAUAUUCAGCUCUUACUGUAAUAUUCUGAAACUAAAAACAGAUCUUUGCAAUGCUAUUUCACGAGAAUUUUAAGAGAAAUGCAUAUUAUGCGUAACAUUCUUGAUAUUUUGUCAGCCAUACCGACUAUGGCUUAUAAGUGAUUAAUUAUUAACUAAUCUUGUGCUCAUAAAGGCAUGCAGAGCAUGGCUGUUUGAAAUAUCAUGGAUGCAGUCAGAGUUGUAUUUUUGGGAUUUUUUGGCAAUGCAGUUGACUGCUAAUUCAUGAAAUCUUAAUUGGUGUCUUGACUUUCAGGUAAAGCACGUGGGAGGCCAUGCAGUUGAUGAGUCCUCUCUUUAUAAAGUAACAGACAUGUCAGAGAAAGUUGGAUUGCAAAACAUGUAUUUUGUUUGGUGAAAAUGGUGAGCCAAGUUGCAACAAUCAAGUCAUGAAGCCAUGCAGUUGAUGGCUUGUUUUUCAAUUCUAAAUUUGUGAUUGUAGCUGUAGUUUGAGGAAAAUAUGAGGCCAUACAGUUGAUGAGCCUUCCCUUUACUUAACUGAUGUACCAAAGAAAUUGUAUCACAAAAUAAACAUUAGUUGUAGCAAUGAAUACAUGAAACAAUUUUCAAGUUGGUAGAACUUUAUGCAUGUCAGUAAACAAUAGACUGUUAUAUAAAAGGUACAUGUAUUCCUGAAAUGGGAUUUCGUAAGGCCACGCAGAUAAUGGCUUUAUUCAGUGCGAUGUGCAUAAUUAUUUUACCUUUGUCAGGCCAUACAAAUGUACAAUGGAAACUAUUUUUCUGGAUUUUUUUUCUUUAGCCAGGCAGAUGAUGGCCGUUUUUACUUAAUAAUUUAUAUUUGUGAUUUAAACUUCAGUUUGAGGAAAAUAUGAGGCCAAGCAGUCGAUGAGUCCUCCUUUUCUCAAGUAAUAGACAUGUGUCUGGAAGUUGCAUCGCAAACAUAACAUAUUAUCUAAGAUGCAAAUUGUAAGCUUAGUUUGGAAACGAAAUGUGUGACAUGUAUACACAUGAAGCAGUUUUCAUGCUGAUCUAUGCCUGCCAUGACAGUUCAGAGAUGUUGUCAUCAUAAAAUGUAUUUCACUUAAUCAGAUUUUGUAAUCGCAAGGCCAUGCAGUUGAUGGCAUUUGUGAUUUGUGACUUCUCUUUAAAGCCAUGCAGUUGAUGGCAUUUGUGAUUUGUGACUUCUCUUUAAAGCCAUGCAGUUGAUGGCAUUUGUGAUUCAUGACUUCUCUUUUUUAAAGCCAUGCAGUUGAUGGCGAGUUUAAUUUUCGUUCUUGUGUUUCCUAAAUAUAUUCCAUUGACAGUUGCCUUUGUACGUUGGGAAUUUAAUUGCUUGUUGUAAGCCAUGCAGUUGAUAUGGCUCGUGUGUCAAACCUUAAAUUGUGAUUGUAAUUUUAAUUUGGGAAAAACCUGGAGCAUGCAGGUGAUGCGUCCAACAAAUUAAUAUGUGAUGCAACAAUAUGUUUGGUUGAUAAUGGUUACAACUUAGUGAUUGCUUAGUGAAAACAAGUGGUGAUGUAAUACAUGUGGUUAACUUGUCAAUACAUGUAAUGUGUUGCCUGGAAAAAAAGUGAAUAACGGGGAAAGAGUAGAAGAAACUUCACCAUGCGGCAUGAUGAUAAACAUCAAACGACAAUAGACGAUUUAACAUGUAGAUCAUUCUUUCCCUAUAAACAUUUGAAAAAGCUGCCUUUGCAAUGUACAUGUACCGGUAUGAUAAACGUAGUGUUUCUUAUUCUAACUGAGUCCACUCAAAAUCUAGAGUUGUAGAGGCCUGAAAAUGCAUUUAGCUGAUAUUCUGGAGCAGUGCAUUUUUAGUUUUUGCACUUCAGAUAGCGUACCACGUUUUCGAGAGUUCGUUGUUCAGCACUGAUAUUUUUGGUUCAAGGACUACGCAUUUAACGCAAUGGAACUCAGUCAAUUUACAUGUAUGUUAUUUGAAGUUUGAUUGGUACAUGUACGUAACUCCUGAUGAUGUGAUUUAGUGAAAUGCAAAUUUGUAAUGAAUGGAAACAAAACAGUUCAGUGGAAAAUCAAAGAAUAAAACACAUGCUAUGUUGAAAAGAGCUCAAA
Acanthaster planci (crown-of-thorns starfish) is the source of this 14144-nucleotide messenger RNA. RefSeq lists its product as uncharacterized. Gene Ontology annotation, molecular function: ubiquitin-protein transferase activity; ATP hydrolysis activity. NCBI's taxonomy places the organism in Eukaryota, Metazoa, Echinodermata, Asteroidea, Valvatida, Acanthasteridae. The record is from RefSeq and is a predicted model, not a curated record.